CAAAUAAACCGAACAUGGACACACAUCAUCGUCACAUCAUCGCUGCCAUCAUAUCAUCCACACAAAACAAUGUCUUCUCCCUUCCUCUCCAUCCAUCUCCUCCUCCAUCUCCUCCUCUUCACCUCCACCGCCCUCUCCUCUUUCAUCUGCAACUCCACCACAACCGCCACCUGCUCCUCUCUCAUCGGCUACGUCCCCGACAAUGAAACCUCUCUCUCCGCUCUCCAAUCUCUCUUCCAAACCACUCUCCUUUCCCUUGUCGGCGCCAACUCCCUCCCCCUCUCCACCCCCUCGUCCUACACCGUCGCCGCCAAUAAACCCAUCCUCAUCUCCAUCCCCUGCAACUGCUCCAACGGCAACGGCUCCUCAGCCCACGUCCCGACCUACACCGUCAAGGCCAACGACACCCUGGACAACAUCGCCAUCAACAAGUUUGGUCGGUUUGUCACUUACCAACAGAUCGCCACCGCCAAUGGGAUUCCUAACCCUAACUUGAUCACGGUCGGCCAAGUGUUAUGGAUCCCGUUGCCCUGCAGCUGCGAUCCGGUGGAUGGUGAUGAGAGAGUGCAUUUGGCUCAUAAGGUUGCGCCGCAAAGCUCAUUGGACCAAAUCGCGGCGGAGUUUGGGGUGAAUAAGAGCACUGUUAUGCGCCUCAACGGGAUUAAUGAUUCUGCAACGCUGCAGGCCUCUCAGAUUCUUGAUGUUCCUCUCCGAGCUUGUUCUUCUUCAAUUAGCAGCAAGUCCCUGGAUUCUGGCUUACGUCUCUCUGAUGGCAGCUAUGCGGUCACUGCUAAUGGCUGCGUGUUAUGUAAUUGCACCUCCUCUUUUAGGGUGAGUUGCAAUCUUCAACCAAAUGGGAAUACAUCUGUCUGCCCUGCUGCUAGAAAGUGCGGAAAUCUGGAAUUUGGAAAAUCAUCAUCCUCUGGAUGUGAGAAAACUACUUGUGAUUAUGCUGGGUAUACUAAUUCCACCAACUUGAGUAUUCUUACAACCAACUACGUCGACUCCUCAACAUGUUCAAGCGCAGGUGGAGGGUCACCUACCUCUAGUCCUAGCAGCCAUGCUCAUGCUGUCGGGAUGAACUUGUCAAGGGCUCUCAUCUUCAUUCACAUAUUGCUUGGUACCUUGGCUUUGCGGCAUUAGAGGGACUGUGCUGACAGGUUUAUUUUUAAAAUAAUAGAGUUGAGACUCUUUAGUUAUUUUUAUCUUUAUUUUUAUUUUUAUUUUUAUUUUUUGAAAUAAGGCCAGAUCUGUUUUUGGGCAAGGUAAACCUCCUCAGUGUUGAGAAUGAUCCAUUUAAGGGAGUUAUUUUUUUUUUAAGAAGCGAAACCAUGUUAUUUCUUUUUAAGAAAUGGACCUGUGUUUGUGAGCAUGUUUUUGUUA
Dioscorea cayenensis subsp. rotundata (Guinea yam) is the source of this 1383-nucleotide messenger RNA. Its product is annotated as chitin elicitor-binding protein-like. NCBI's taxonomy places the organism in Eukaryota, Viridiplantae, Streptophyta, Magnoliopsida, Dioscoreales, Dioscoreaceae. The record is from RefSeq and is a predicted model, not a curated record. Bases 70 to 1143 code for a protein of 357 amino acids. The transcript is spliced from 4 exons.